Capronia coronata CBS 617.96 is the source of this 1383-nucleotide messenger RNA. Its product is annotated as 26S protease regulatory subunit 6A. Gene Ontology annotation, molecular function: ATP binding; proteasome-activating activity; ATP hydrolysis activity. The transcript has 4 exons. Bases 1 to 1383 code for a protein of 460 amino acids. The record is from RefSeq and is a predicted model, not a curated record. NCBI's taxonomy places the organism in Eukaryota, Fungi, Ascomycota, Eurotiomycetes, Chaetothyriales, Herpotrichiellaceae. Gene Ontology annotation, biological process: proteasome-mediated ubiquitin-dependent protein catabolic process. Gene Ontology annotation, cellular component: proteasome regulatory particle, base subcomplex.
AUGUCCACCCUCGAAGAUCUCGAUGACUUGGAGCGCGAUGAGAAAGAACACAAGAAGGACAAUGAUGAGAAGGACAAGAAGCCCACUGAUGGCGACUCAAAGGAUGCCGAGAUGAAAGAUGCAGAGGCCGGCAAGAAGGAAGAAGAAGAAGACUACAUCGACGAGGAAGUCCUCCAUUCCAAUACCAGAGACAUCAUCAACCGCCGGCGGUUACUUGAGAAUGAAUUAAAGAUUCUGAAGAGCGAGUUUCAACGGCUGAAGCACGAAGAAACCACGAUGAAGGACAAGAUCAAGGACAAUCUGGACAAAAUUGAGCAGAAUAGACAAUUACCGUACCUCGUUGGCAAUGUCGUCGAGCUUCUCGAUCUGGAUGUCGACGCCGAGGCCGCCGAGGAAGGCGCCAACAUCGAUCUUGAUGCCACUCGAGUAGGGAAAUCGGCCGUAAUCAAGACCAGUACUCGACAAACCAUCUUCCUUCCGCUGAUCGGCCUGGUGGAUCACAACAAGCUCAAGCCUGCCGACCUUAUUGGCGUCAACAAAGACUCCUACCUUGUCCUGGACACGUUGCCGGCCGAGUACGAUUCAAGAGUGAAGGCUAUGGAGGUGGAUGAGAAGCCGACCGAAAAGUACACCGACGUCGGUGGUCUUGACAAACAGAUUGAAGAACUCGUCGAGGCGGUGGUAUGGCCAAUGAAAGAGGCCGAGAGGUUCAAGAAGAUUGGCAUCAAGGCCCCUAAAGGUGCUUUGAUGUACGGACCACCCGGGACGGGCAAGACCCUUCUUGCUCGUGCGUGUGCCGCCCAAACCAAUGCCACUUUCCUCAAGCUUGCCGGUCCUCAACUCGUCCAAAUGUUUAUCGGUGAUGGUGCCAAACUUGUGCGAGACUGCUUCGCGUUGGCGAAGGAGAAGGCCCCGUCGAUCAUCUUCAUUGAUGAGCUGGAUGCUGUCGGCACGAAACGUUUUGAUUCAGAAAAGAGCGGCGACCGUGAGGUGCAACGGACCAUGUUGGAGCUGCUCAAUCAGCUUGAUGGUUUUGCCUCGGACGAGAGAAUCAAAGUUCUUGCCGCAACCAACAGAAUCGAUGUUCUUGACCCUGCUUUGCUCCGAUCCGGUCGACUGGACCGAAAGAUUGAGUUCCCUCUGCCCAACGAAGAGUCACGGGCCCAAAUUCUUCGGAUACACUCUCGAAAGAUGACCAUCGACGAGGGCAAUAUCAACUGGGGAGAGCUGGCGCGGUCGACCGACGAAAUGGGAGGUGCACAACUGAAAGCCGUAUGCGUGGAAGCAGGGAUGAUUGCACUUCGCAAAGGACACUCCAAAAUCCUCCACGAGCAUUUCGUUGACGGCAUCAACGAGGUGCAAGCGAAGAAGAAAGACACGUAA